GGUUCGAAUCUUUCAUCAUCUACACCAUUUUCCUUUAAGAAUCUUUCAACUUUUUUCCUCCCUCUUGGUUCAUUUUCCCCCACUUUUACUAAAAAUCUUUCUGAAAAUUGUUAUGUAAUAUUUUUCCUUCUCUUGCAAUUGUUGAAGAAAUCAAUCCAUCUUUUCACUUCACCUGCCCACUUUCCCACUUUCGCUUUUUAUCUUCUUCCCCUUCGCUCUUCUUUAAUCUUUCCCCCUUUUUCCUCUUGUAAUAAUAAGCAUAUGCGCCAUUCUAGGAAGAAAUUAUACAUUAUUUCAUGGUUUUUUUAUGCCUUUUUCUUCCUUUACGCUUUCUUCUCUUAGAACCCUUUUGGGGUUUAUUGUCGUUGGGCUGAGUUUUAGGGGCCCCCACGUUCUGUAUGUCUUCUAAGCAUUGAAAUCUUUGAUUUUCCCCAACUGGGUUUGAUGUUUCUUCGUCAUUCCCUAUCGGGUUUGGAUUACAAUACGCUUCUUUGACUUUGAAUUUCUUAGAAAUCAACUUCUCAACCGAUUUUUGCGUGUCUGCUUUGCCGUAUUUCUAUUUGCUGAUGUAUGAAUGUGAGAAAUAGCCUUGGAACUUUUCUCUCUUUGUAUUCUCAAUUGUUUUUACGCUCUUGGCUGCUUUUCUUUUUCAAAAUUACUUGAAUUAAACAAUUAUAUCGCUCUCUUUUUUCAUACCUGAAUAGAUUAUUCGCUCACAAAGAGUAGGAGAAAAGGGGAGGGGGUGAAAACGAAUGAAAGUUUGGCUUCUGUGAUUACGGCGUAAUUCUGGCUUUCUUUUAGCGAAUUGGGAUCUUUUCCUUAUCUGGGUCUCUGCUACUUCCACCAUUUGUGCACCUUCUUGAUUGAUUUCUGGAGAUAAGACUAAACACCAUGGGUUGGCUAAGCAAAAUUUUAAAAGUUGGAUCUGGCCAUAGAAUAACUGAAAAGAAUUACCAAACAAACUAUGAGGAGGAUCCAAAUUCUCAUCUGCCCUCGACUUCAGAGGGUUUAUGGUCGGAGAAUGAGAAUGAAGACAUUGAUCGUGCAAUAGCAAUUUCUCUUGUAGAAGAAAGUCAGAAGGCAAAUAGUGUGAUUGAUCGUGAUUAUCAAUUGGAAGAAGAUGAACUUCUUGCCAAAGCAGUACAAGAAAGCCUCAAUUUGGAGUCCCCUCCACAAUAUACAAGCGGAAACAUGUAUCAACCUUAUCUACCUCAAUAUCAAUUUGGUUCCAGGAUAUGUGCUGGCUGCUAUAAUGAGAUUGGCUAUGGACGUUACUUGAACUGCCUCAAUGCAUUUUGGCAUCCAGAAUGUUUCCGAUGUCGCGCUUGCAACCUCCCAAUUUCAGACUAUGAGUUUUCUACUUCUGGGAAUUUUCCAUACCAUAAAUCUUGCUACAAGGAGAAUUAUCACCCAAAAUGUGAUGUUUGCAAGCAUUUUAUUCCAACAAAUCCUGCUGGUCUUAUUGAAUAUAGGGCACACCCUUUCUGGAUCCAGAAAUACUGUCCGUCUCAUGAAUAUGAUGGCACUCCUCGAUGUUGCAGUUGCGAACGAAUGGAGCCCCAAGAGGUCAAGUAUAUCCCCCUUCAUGAUGGUCGAAAGCUUUGCCUCGAGUGUCUCGACUCUACAAUCAUGGACACGAAAGAAUGCCAACCUCUUUAUCGCGACAUACAGGAAUUUUAUGAUGGUUUGAAUAUGAAAGUAGAGCAGGACGUUCCAUUGCUUUUGGUCGAAAGGCAAGCACUAAACGAAGCAAGAGAGGGAGAAAAACAUGGCCACUAUCAUAUCCCCGAGACAAGAGGACUGUGUCUUUCGGAGGAACAAACCAUUAGCACCGUUUUAAGGCGGCCUAGAUAUGAAAGGGGAAAUCGAGUAUCGGGCACGAUGUCGGAGCCCUACAAAUUAACACGUCAUUGUGAGGUCACUGCAAUUCUCAUUCUGUUUGGUCUUCCUAGGUUGCUUACUGGGUCGAUUUUGGCUCAUGAGAUGAUGCAUGCAUGGUUGCGUCUUAAAGGUUUUCGAACUCUCAGUCAAGACGUUGAAGAAGGCAUCUGUCAAGUUCUAGCACACAUGUGGUUGAGUACCGAGCUCAUGUCUUGCCAAGAUUACAACGAUGUCGCCUCGACCUCAUACUCCGCUGGUCCCACAUCAUCAUCAAGAAGAAAAACCAUGUCUAAAUUUGAAAGAAAACUUGGGGAGUUCUUUAAACACCAGAUAGAGUCGGACAUGUCUCCAGUGUAUGGAGAUGGAUUCAGAGCUGGGCAGAUGGCUGUGCAUAAAUACGGUCUUCGGAGUACCCUUGAUCAUAUUCAAAUGACUGGGACCUUUCCUUAUUGAAACUGGAGAUCUUGUACCCUUAAAUCGAUAGCAAUUCUUUUAAUUUCUUAAUUCAGUUCUUUUCUUGGCCUUCCAUAUUUACAGCUAAGGCCAAAUUUCAUAGAAGGAUCCCCUUUGUGUAGAUUAAGUUAAUUAGAUUCAUUU
This is a messenger RNA of Benincasa hispida (wax gourd), 2478 nucleotides long. The record is from RefSeq and is a predicted model, not a curated record. NCBI's taxonomy places the organism in Eukaryota, Viridiplantae, Streptophyta, Magnoliopsida, Cucurbitales, Cucurbitaceae.